CGAUCAGCGAACGGUUGAGCCAUGGAUUUAUUUAGCUGUUUGCUGCUGUGCCUGGGAAUUAUUUCAUUACCCAAUGUGGUGUUUACGAUUUGCAUUCCGCCCAAUCACUGCAUUGAAGAUAUGGAGGAUAGCGAUGCGAAAGAGCGUUUCGACUAUGUACUUGGCAAAUAUGAGGAGGUGGACAUGAAAAUUCCCGGAAAACCAGUUGGUUUGCAUGGGAAAGUGGUUACGCAUGGCGAGGCGGAGGAGCAGCACUUGGUGUUCCAGUACAUGGACAAUACGCUGCAUGACAUCAUCCAGACGUGUGCGUUUGUGGUAAAGCGGAAUCCCGGUGAGUGCGAGAACAUCCGCACCUACUGCUCGGCCUUUUUGAGCCGCCUGCCACGCCCCCUGCUGGAGCGCCAGCCCAUCAACGUGUGUGACGAUGGGACGCGGGUGGCGGAGGACGAGCCGGAAACGGAAGCGGAAGACAACCCGGAUGCAGAUGCUCAGGGGGAGGCUGAUCCGCAGCAGGAGCAGGGAGUUGGUCAAGCGGAGACCACAACAGCGGAGCCGGCCAGCUCCAAAUUAAGUGAAUUUUACUGAGUGGGGUGCAAUGCCAUCCUGCGGUUUGCUCAUUCAUCUCGACAUUUAACUGGCAAUUAAACGCACAAUUCUAAAAUAAGUGCGUAAGUAAGUGCAAUUGAGAUUAAUUUUCUUUGACAUUCAAUUAUCCGUUUUAAAUCUCCCAUGUUUCAUGUUUUCAGUAUUAAAAACUAUAUUAUAC
Drosophila mauritiana is the source of this 766-nucleotide messenger RNA. RefSeq lists its product as uncharacterized. The coding region runs from base 22 to 585 and encodes 187 amino acids. The transcript has 4 exons. The record is from RefSeq and is a predicted model, not a curated record. Lineage: Eukaryota; Metazoa; Arthropoda; Insecta; Diptera; Drosophilidae.